GCGGGCCGAGGCUGCCGCCCAGCGCCUUCGCCGAGGCCAUGCCCGGGCCCUAGGGUGCCUGCCGCAGCCCGCGCCCAGCGCCCCGUCCCUCAGCCCCGUAGCCCCGCGCCCGCCGCCGCCUCUUCAAUGGGCAACCUGCUCGGCGGGGUCAGCUUCCGCGAGCCCACCACCGUGGAGGACUGCGACUCCACCUGGCAGACGGAUUCGGAGCCCGAGCCCGAGGAGCCGGGGCCGGGCGGCGGCGGCGAGGGCCCGGGGCAGGAGCCCGAGCAGCCCGCGCAGCCCCCGGAGCGAGUCGGCGGGCGGCCCCGCGCCGGCCCCGCACCGGACGAAGACGCCGAGGCGGCGGGCGCCGAGCAGGGUGGUGAUGCCACUGAAGCAACUGCCAAACCAAAGAGAAGCUUUUAUGCUGCGAGGGAUCUGUACAAAUAUCGACAUCAGUACCCACAGAACUUCAAAGAUAUCCGAUAUCAAAAUGACUUGAGCAAUCUUCGUUUUUAUAAGAAUAAAAUUCCAUUUAAGCCAGAUGGUGUUUACAUUGAAGAAGUUCUAAAUAAGUGGAAAGGAGAUUAUGAAAAGCUGGAGCACAACCACACUUAUAUUCAAUGGCUUUUCCCCCUGAGAGAACAAGGCUUGAACUUUUAUGCUAAAGAAUUAACUACAUAUGAAAUUGAGGAAUUCAAAAAAACAAAAGAAGCAAUUAAAAGAUUCCUCCUGGCUUAUAAGAUGAUGUUAGAAUUUUUUGGAAUAAAACUGGUUGAUAAAACUGGAAAUGUUGCUCGGGCCGUUAACUGGCAGGAAAGGUUUCAGCAUCUGAAUGAGUCCCAGCACAACUAUUUACGAAUCACUCGUAUUCUUAAAAGCCUCGGUGAGCUUGGAUAUGAAAGUUUUAAAUCUCCUCUUGUAAAAUUUAUUCUUCAUGAAGCUCUUGUGGAAAAUACUAUUCCCAAUAUUAAACAGAGUGCUCUGGAGUAUUUUGUUUAUACGAUUAGAGACAGGAGAGAGAGGAGAAAGCUCCUACGGUUCGCCCAGAAACAUUACACGCCUUCAGAGAAUUUUAUCUGGGGGCCGCCGAGGAAAGAACAGUCAGAAGGAAGCAAAGCCCAGAAAAUGCCUGCCCCUCCCGCCUCUGGUCAUAUCAGUCAAACUUCUAUGCACAAAAAAUCCAAGGACUCCAAAAAUUCCUCCUCAGCUGUUCAUUUAAAUAGCAAAACGGCGGAAGAAAAAAAGGCAGCACCUGGAGGGCCUGGAGAGGAGACAGACAGGCCAGGCGCCGAGCCCAGCAGUGAAGCUACCAAGCCCGGAAACACAGAGGACGGUAAGGCGGAAAAUUCUGACCCGGAAAAAACAGGCACCAAUCCCACAGAGAGGAAGGAGAGUGCAGCUCCCCCUGAGAACGAGGAAGAAGGUGAAACUCCUAACAAAGACUGUGAAGAUCCUGGACCUGCAGGUUCCCCCGGUGAGGGACAAUUACAGUGAAUUACCCGAGAACGCACACCCCAGCGUAGGUAA
Messenger RNA from Neomonachus schauinslandi (Hawaiian monk seal), 1512 nucleotides. It is a transcript of the gene OGFRL1, whose product is annotated as opioid growth factor receptor like 1. NCBI's taxonomy places the organism in Eukaryota, Metazoa, Chordata, Mammalia, Carnivora, Phocidae. The record is from RefSeq and is a predicted model, not a curated record. The transcript is spliced from 7 exons. Gene Ontology annotation, cellular component: membrane. The coding region runs from base 127 to 1479 and encodes 450 amino acids. Gene Ontology annotation, molecular function: opioid growth factor receptor activity.